Messenger RNA from Podospora anserina S mat+, 1377 nucleotides. RefSeq lists its product as uncharacterized. The record is from RefSeq and is a predicted model, not a curated record. Lineage: Eukaryota; Fungi; Ascomycota; Sordariomycetes; Sordariales; Podosporaceae. The coding region runs from base 1 to 1377 and encodes 458 amino acids. The transcript has 3 exons.
AUGGCGUCUCUCAGAUCCGUUCUCGCUGCCGGCCUCCUUCUCCUGUCGACAACAGCCAAUGCCCACUUCGAGCUUCAACAUCCCUCUCCUCUGACGGCUGAGAGCAGCUCGCAGGCCACGGCACCAUGCGGUGGUGCCAAUGCCGACAUUGAUCAAAACACGGCGACCGAUUUCCACGUCGAAGGCGACUACGUACAACUAUUCAAUGGGCAUGCUCAGGGCAAUUGGUUGAUCCGUGGUACCCUUGACCCCAAAGCCGGCGGCGACUGGGAGCAGCUGUUCCCCAUUGUGCAACAAACUGGGCGUGGUAACUUCUGCGAGCCUGUUGUGACAGUGCCCGGUGAGUGGGCUGGGAAGAAGGGGUUCCUAGGCAUCAGCGGCAAUGCUGGCGAUGGCAUUCUAUACGCGUGCGCCGCUGUCAACUUCGUGUCUGGUUCCGCGCCAGCCCCCGGCGGCUCUUGUGUCAACGGCAGCGCCGUCACGGCAUCCUUUCAGCCGGAUGACACACUGUCGGCGCUCGUUGGCUCAUCGUCCAAUUCGGGGUCCAGCGGGUCGGAAACCACGGCGCCCGCUCCGGCGGCGACCACCUCACAACCUAGUGCCGCCGCACCAAUGAUGGGCGAGAGGGUAUCGUUUGGAAGCUUCGCUCUCACAGGCGUGAUGCUUCUCGUCGGCGCUGCUUUGCUUUACAUUUUGUAUACACCGAGCAUUUUUGUACAUCAUGAUACCAAUUUCCUGUUCAAGUUUAUCUCACAGUGCCGUGGUUCUGCUCUCAUUUAUGCAGCUGAGAAUUGCUCAGAGUUAAGGUACCUACCUACAUAUCGCCCAACGCUCCUGCCACAGCAUCAAGCAAGCAACUUCCACUAUUCAGGCCCGCCACUGGCACCUGAGCUGGCCAGUCAGGAAGUCUCGACUGAACAUGCUCGUACAAAUUCGACAAGACUCCACCAACUCCCGUCACCGACCCCCGAGCCCCACGGUGUGUUCAGGAAGGAGCCUGCGGUCACCCACGACCUCCUCCUGUUCGCGGGGAAUAUCCAAAUGUGGUCGUCCACUUGUCGUCCCUGUCGUCAAACAAGCACAAGGCCAUCAUGUUCUCUCUCUUCUGCCACAGCCAGUCCGCAGAGUGAUCAUGGACGGGGUUCGGAGCUUCCCUUUGGUUUGUUAGGUACUUGGGCGCAGCUGGAAACAGGGCGGAUGAUGCCAUUGCCAGGCUGCUGCCUUCAGUUGCCUUUGAUGAGGAAGGUGCCUCCCACUCUGCGGUCCUGCAUCCAGGUGACUUGGGCGGAAUUUGGUUGGGAAGCUGAAUGUGGAAGGCUUUCUCCCCGGUCCUGUCUUCUCCCCCGUGUUGCAAGAUUCCUCUCCACAACCAAAUGA